This is a messenger RNA of Rotaria socialis, 774 nucleotides long. Lineage: Eukaryota; Metazoa; Rotifera; Eurotatoria; Philodinida; Philodinidae. The record is from the annotation of a GenBank genome assembly.
AUGUCAAUAUGCCUAGAACAUCUACAUGAAUAUGAAUUGACAUGCUGUCCAUCGAAUCAUAAUAUACCAGUCGAAAUGAGGGCUGCAUCAAGCUUAGCUUUAUCUGAUGCAUCUUUACUUCUAAUAAACAGUGGUACCGAUCGACUUCUACUGUAUGAUCUUUCGGUAUCUACAUGCAAAUUGCAUGAUAUUAAUUGGCCUAGCGAUACCUAUGGUGUCAUCCGAGAUAUAUGUUGGUCAAAAUAUAUCAAUUUAUUUUUAAUCUUAGGUGAUGAUGUCGUGUGCUCGUAUUCUCCUAUAUCUAAUCAAUUAAUAAUUGUAUUAAAGUCUUCAUCUUUGAAUGGUCGUUUCUGGUCAUUAACUGUACUCGGCUGUGAUGCGUAUAUUCUUUGUCGACACGAUACUCUAUAUCGAUACUGUUUACCAUCAUGGACAUUAUGUCAUACAUGGUCACGUACAGAUUUAAUUGAUAUAUAUACUACAGAUAAAUUCAUCCAAAUGAUUCGAGCACACCCAUCGAUGGGUUCUAUUGCAUUGCUCAUAAGAUUAAAACGUCAUCGUCAAUGGCGUAUUGAUUUAUUUGAUCGACGCAUGAAAAAACUCCAUUCAGGAGAACCUAUACGUAUGGCAUCUGCUUAUCCAAAUGUUAAUAUUCGACCCUAUGCACAUCAUGGACAAUGGAUUUUAAUGAAUGAAGAUUUUAUUUGGAGAAUAGAUUUCAAUGGUCAAUUGAUAGAACAUCAAUCGCGACAACAAAAAAAAGAAAUAGAUUAA